GUGUAGAGAAAAUUUGCUGAGAGAAGUAACUUUGGUUGAUGAUUGUAGGUUGUCUCUUUGGGUAGUCAAUUUUUCGCAGUGUUAGCGAGUGAGAUGGGGCGAGAGUGUGAGUGAAAUCGAUGUUGGUGAAAAUAAGUAUAAAAAUUUUGGAUGAAUUAAAAGAAAAAAAAAUAGAAAUAUGGAUGUUAUUAAAAUUUGGUUUGGGGUAGUUUGAAACUCGAUUUUCCGAUUAAAAGAAAGAAGAGUGUAAAUAUGGGUGAGAUUCCAAUAAUACGUGCGAAGAACUUUUGGGAAAUAGACGUAGUAGAGACGUAGUGCUAUCUCGUUGGGUAGGGGAGUUGCGAGUGAGUGAGAUAGUUGAGAAUUUUUGAGGAGUGUGUAUGUCGCGCCGAACUCAAAUGAAAAUCGUCCAUGUCCAUGUCAUUUCCUCUUUUUCAGCUACCAACCAGCAGUGCUUAUAGAAUCGUCAGAGAAUACUACGAGAGAACCGGGAGCAAGUUCUACUCGUCAUAUUCAUUAUUGUGUUGUAUUUCGCGACGCGAGCGAGGAGAAAAAAAGUCGGUCACCCAUUAUAAACUGUUGGAUUUAGAUGCUUUUACCAUCUAACACAAAACGUGUGUAUAAUUUUCCAUUGUGUAAUCACUCAAAGAGAUAUUACCAUUAAUAAAUCGUUUAGUUAACUCACAAUAAGACGGUACACUGAAGAAGAGGAAAAUAUUUAUAAAGGAGACAAGUGCGAAAAUUGAAUUGAGGAAACAGGAGAAAGUUUUUGCAGACAAAUUCUGAAAAGCCCCCUGUUUACAACAUUAUUAACUUUUGGUUUUCCUAUCUCACUAAAAAAUAUAUGUAUAAUGUGAACUUUUUAAGUGUGAGUGCCUGAAAGUUUCAAAGACAAUUUUCUCUGAAAGAAAAUUCAAGAAAAGAACAUUUUCAACACUUUGCAAAAUACUCCAUCAACUGAUUUUGUUGAAAUCACUUCUUGGAGACAAUUUCACUUUCGGUGAAUUAUGAGAUUAAUGUCACCUGAACGACCUCCAUCACAGGAUGGUGGUCCAAUGUUGGAAUCACCGAGUUUAAUAAUGUCAUCAAUGCCAAUUGAAUCCAGCCAUGUGAUCCUCCAGCAGCACAUUCAGUAUAGCAAUCAGGGAAUUGGAGGAGGAGGAGGAGGAGGUGGCGGCGGUGAUGGUGGCGGCGGUGGCGGUGGUGGAAUUGUGAUAAAUGGGAAUGGUGUGGCGACAGGAAGUGGCGGUGGAAGUCGCAAUGUUAAUGGCCAGGGGCCAGUUGCCGUGGAGCAAACGGGGUCUUCCAAACUUUUGGUGCUACAGCAGACCAGUGAAAAUUACAUUGCUGCAAAUUGUGCAUUAUCGUUUGCAGCUAAUGAGAAUAAUGGUGUUGGGAAUAUAGUAUUGCUGGCGACAGAGCAAAUGGAUGUGAAUCCUGGUGAUCACAAUGGAAUUGUAACGUCGGCAAAUGGUGCUGAUGAAGAGUUAACACCACUCACAUGGUUGCAUAAUAAAGAUUUACUCAAGGGAAUUAAUCUAUCGUGUGCAAAAGUUCAAUCAAGUAGUGAUACAUUGAUUAAACAGAAUACAGGAGCGAUAUCGCCUACAAGUGAUUUCCUGGAGGAUUCGUGUAUAUCUGAGGAUAACACAUCGUCCAUUGUAUCCAAUUCGGAUCAGAGUAUUGGGAUGUACAGUACGGAAACAUCACCAAAACUGUAUAUAAGUCCCAAUAAUAACAAUAAUACCAUUAACAAGAAUCGCAAUCACUUGUCAACAUCAACGAGAACUUCGACAAUUCAGGUUAGUCCAGGCGGUACGACGACUGUCAUUGAAUACCAUUCGAGUGGGAAGCAGCAGCAGCAGCAGCAAAAUGGUGUAGUAGGCGGUGGAAAUGUGGCAAGUAGCAGCAAUGGGGGUGCAUCUACUUCAACAAUCACCACUACAACUACAACAACGUCAACACCCCAUCAACAUUUCCACAAGAAAUAUCUGCGGGAGGAGCAUGUGAAGACACUGAGACAAAAUCAAAAUGACUCGGGAUUUGUCUCACCAACAACUGUGGGACAGCAGUAUGAGGCUAGCCAGCAACAGGCUGUUACACCACCACAGCCCGUUUCCCCCCUGAGGCAUCGUGGAGGAAGUGGAGGCGGUGGAGGAGGAGGAAGUGGUCAUCAUAGCCAAAAGUCGUCAUCCCUCAAUACAACCCCGUCAAAACUGAAACAUCCAACAAAUCAACCAUAUGAUCCUCAGGUGCAUACCACCAAUAAGCCACCAUUCAGCUUCAGUUCCCUCAUCUUUAUGGCCAUUGAGGAUGCAUCGGAGAAGGCACUGCCCGUCAAGGAGAUCUAUGCGUGGAUAGUAAAGCACUUUCCCUACUUCAAAACAGCACCAACUGGAUGGAAAAACAGUGUACGCCACAAUUUGUCACUCAACAAAUGCUUCCAGAAAGUCGAAAAAGCUCCAAAUAUGGGAAAGGGAUCUCUGUGGCGCGUUGAGCAGCAAUAUCGGCAGAAUCUAAUUCAGGCACUCACUCGUUCGCCUUUCCAUCCAUUUUCAACUUUUGACAAGACUGUGUACAAGACUCAGCAAGGGUCCAAUGACUCCUCCACUGUCUCUAAGUCAUCGAGUGGACGUCCAUUGAAUGCCUCUCUCACACCUCGCUUGUCCAAAUUCAUGGCUGAACUCGAUACUCCACCUGAGCCACCAGCAAGUCCACCGAUUGAGGAUGAGUACCGUCACUUGACGUCGUACAGUUAUUAUGAGAAUGGGACGAAUGCCAUGCUCAAUGUCCUAGUCAACAGCAGUGAAAAUGGUGGUAGUGCCACCAGUAGCAAUAGUGCAAGUCCGGAGAAAAUUGCAAGAGAUUGGGGAGCUGACAGUAGUAUUGAGGAUGUCAAUGCUGCAACAGCAAUGUUGGCUCUCAAACAUGGACCCAAGGUGUUUGCCGAGACCUUUCAAAAUGGGCGUCCAGUGAUUACAUCUUCACCCAGUGAGGAUCACACAUACUCGGCAGGUGGGAACAAUAAUGGCACAUCAACGGGAAUUGGCAAUUUGUCUGUCAAUUCAUCCAAUAGCAACAGUUUGGAUAAUACCAGCAAUGGCACAUCAUCUGAUGCUGCUUAUGAGAGUAGUGAAGAAAGUCAAAUGACAUCACGUGCCCAGGAAGACUUGGAGGAGCAGCGUCGUAAGGCUGAAGGUGUGGAUGCUCUGUUAAAUUUAGCUGGUGUCUCACUGCCACCCACAGCUCCGAUUAUGCUGAAACGUUCCUCGGUGGACAAUCAAUAUCACUACCAUACAUCAUCGACGGACGCCGAAACGCCUCUGUCGUCGCCAUCACCCUCAAAGCGCUCCAAACAGCGACCAAUUCGUAGCAAACUCAAAAAGAAGGCUGCAUGGUUGCGGUAAUAUCAGAUGCAUCAACAGCUACUAGGUAGUAUCGAGUAGGAAGAAUGUGUUAAUUUCUUUUCUUCCAACUUCUCCUCUAUAAUAUCUUCGUUUUUAUUUUUUAAGAAGUACGAUUUAUAGUUUUUUUUUUAAUUUUAUCAAUCAUCUCUGUUUUAACCUCUAGUGACACUAAAAAAAAACGAUGCAUAAUAAAUUAUCAUAGUUGCUAAACGUGUACCAUUUACAGCUCUACGAUGAUGAUGAUGAAAAAAUUCUCAAAAUGAUAAAAAAAAGAGAGAAAAGAAAACUUAAAUGGAUCAAUGCAAGAAGACAUUUUCACUGAAAAAAAAAGAAGUGUUCUAAAGCAAUUUUCCGUGUUGGCUUUGUUAAACUGAUAAAUAUAGAGAGUGAGAGAGGAAAAUGGAAGUUGCAUUAAAUUACCAUACAUAUAUAUUCACUAUAUAUAUAUAUUUAGAAUUAUUGAUAAACAUGUUUACAAGACAAGAGCCCAACAAAAAAAAAGAAAAUAAACUAUUAUAAACAUUUUAAAGCAAUAUCAGCGAUGUAGUUGGUGUUAUUUUGCGAAACGUUGUGUGAAGAUACAAAAGGUGGGACUUUUUCUUUCAUCAUUUAGGCAAACAUGUAACAAUUGAUUCUGAAACUUUCGAUCAAUGUGUUAUUUUCGGUCUGAAAGUACAAAUGGGGUAUUUAAAAAAGAAACAUAGUGAAUGGAAAGUGAACAAAGAUUAGGGUUGAAUCAUAUUAACCGUUAAAUUCUGACUUUUCGUUAAAGGCUCUGCUGUUUUUUUUCUUUCGAUUAAUUAACGUUUUUUAAUCGCAGUUCUCGAAAAAAAAAUUGGAAUGAUUAAGGGACUUGAAUAAAUAGCACGAAAAAGCCAAGACCCGAAUUUUGAAAGCUUGAAGUCUUUAACCGUUUGGCUAAGGCUAGAAGCCAAACGGUUAGAGAUGGAAGCCUUGGGCCUUUGAGAAAUCCUACCGUACACUGAGAAAAAACGGGGAUGCGAACUUUAACACUUUUAGAGUGUAAAAAUAUAUUAACAAUUUUUAAUGUUAAUUUUACACCUUUUAAGGGUAAAAUCAACAUGAAAGAAGUGUAACUUUAACCCAUAAUACACCUAAAAAGGGUAAUAUUUACACCGUUUUCGGAUCAAUACUGCAGGGUAAAAUUAACAUUUCCGGAAUGUUAUUUUGACUUUUUCGGAUUUCUCUCAGUGUGGUUCCCUGAAAAAAUGUUUGGAUUCCUUGGAUUCACCAGGGAUUUCUUGGAUUUCUCAUAGAUUUCCUGUGGGUCCUCCAUUUAUUUCUCGAAUUUAUUGUAAGUUCCCUGAAAAAAUAUAUUGAUUCCUCCGGUUUGUUAUGGCUUUGCAGUGAGUUCCUCAUGAGUAUCUUAUGAGUUUCCUGUGGGUUUCUUGAAAAAAUGUAUAGGUUUCUCAGGUUCCGCGUGAAUUCCUCAUGAUUUCCCUGAAAAAAUAUAUGGAUUCCUCGGGUUUCCCCUGGAUUUCUCCUCGGGUAUCUAACGGGUUUCAAGUAAGCUCUUCGUGGGCUCACUGAAAAAUCGUCUUCUCAAAAUGAAUUACGGUAAACGGUAAAUGAUGCGAAAGUUAGGUUAACUUAGGAUUUUAACUAUUCGGGUUUUCGACCAAUUCCUGAUUGGCUCCGUUCAGUAAUAACCUUUCGAAGAGACAAAGCCACUCCAAAGCCAAGCCAAACCUAUUCGAAAAUCUACCGGAAGCCUAAAGUGGAAGUUCAUAUACCCGCCGCUUUAGGGCUGAUUGUUCUGCCAUUCCGAAUUUCGAUAUUAUUGAAACUUCAAUCGUCAACAAUGUCAACAACAGUGUGCAAAAUUUGCUGCAAAAAGCGAUUUUUGUGUAGUUUUGUGGAAUUUAAAGAUGGUAGAACGUCUUAAUUGGACUUUCCCUCAAAGAAAUGUCCUUUUUACGAACUUGCUUAUUUUUGUGUAAUUCGUCGGUUUAAACAUUCGAACUUCCAACGGGUUUUUAGGUAAGUUCUCUCUGAUAUACCUUCGAAUCGGUAAAAGAAAAACAUCUACCGGAGAGAGCUCUCAAAUCGGGAAGGUUAUUACUGAACGAGAGGAAUGUGGUACAUGUAAUGAACCCCUUACGAACUAAUAAUUAAUUUUUGGGUUUGCUCGAAAACACGUCGUCGAAUUUCAUUCACUUUUGGAUAUGUUUUAGAGAUUAUCCAGGCGGACAUUUCGCCCUUAUACGAAAAUACCGUUGAAUCAUUGCUAAUGAUGGUUUUUCAAGGUCAAAGGUUAAAAAAGCUCUAGAAAGCGUAUUUCUCAUUGGAAUAGUAUCAUAUAUGAGCUCGUUGGAAAGGUCUUGGAAAUCCUGAUAAGACUGAACCGAUUCCAGCUCUGGAUAACUACUUUUUAUUUGAAAUUCAGAUUUAUUACGCCUAGGGUGUAUUUUAGCCAAUAUUUGAAUGAUUUAUAAAUCGGUUCAAAUCGGUUGUGGACCGGUAAUAAAGCUGUUAAAAAACGAUAAAUAAUCUUCGUCCGAUAAUCAAUUACGGUAAACGGUAAAUGAUGCGAAAGUAUUUUUGAGGCAUAGCAUCUAAGUGACGAGUUCGAGCACUUUGCAAAGUCUGGGACGCUUUGCCACCCCUUUUUUAUUUAUUUUUAAAUCUUUUAUGAAAUGAAAAGGGUCGAUCCUGCACUGAGAAAAAAAGAGGGAGCGAUUAACUUUUUUUCCUCAUAACUUUAACACUUUUUAGGUGUAUAAAUAUAUCAACAUUUUUUAAUGUUAAUUUUACACCUUUUUAAGGAUAAAAUUAUCAUGGAAAAGGGUAACUUUUACCCUCAAUACACCUAAAAAGGGUAAUAUUUACACCGAUUUUAAAUCAAUAAUGCAGUGUAAAAUUAACAUUUCCGGAAUGUUAUUUUAACUUUUUCGGAUUUCUCUGAGUGUGGUAGAACUAUUCUUUUUUUAUUUUUUAAAUAUCUCCGGCAAUGUGAUAGGCAAUUGUAAAUUUGUAUAAGAAUUGUAAAAAAAAACCUUAAUUAAAGUAAUACGAUAAGGGUAGAGUAUUUUCCGAUGACGGUGAGGAUUUGCCGGUCGAUGUGAUUCUGUCCUAAAUUUAAAAUUAUACAUAACAUGCAAUUGUUGGGGAUAAAUACACAAGAAUGCAAAAGAGAAGUUAAAGUAUUUAAGAAUUAGCGACAAAAAAAAUACGUAUAGAAAGUUACGUGAAGUUUCUGUUAAGUUGAUUUUAACACAACAUUAUUUUAUUCAACUUGUUAAAUGUUAGCAAAAUUAUUACACUUGAUAAAAAAUUAGGGUGAAUAUUGAAUAAUGAAUGAAAGAAAAAAAUAAUGAAAAUACAUUCACGCUUCUCUUUUAACAAAAUGUGAAUCAACAAUCAAUCACUUAGGAAAGAAAGUAAAACAAAACAAAAACAGAUUGAAAAUGUAUUUUAUUACGAAGAGAACACUUAGAAAAAAAACAAACGUGAAAGAGAUUAGAAGUAUUUGUAGAAAAAAAAAAGAUGAAACAAGAAACGUUUUAAAAGUUAGUGUGAUGGAUAAAAAAGAGUUAGUAAGAGAACAAACGGUAAUGGAGAAAAAGUGCGUGAAUGAUUUAACUGAAGACGACAUAUUUUUGAUGAUAAUAAAUUAUAAAAGAAAAAAAAAGAAUAAACACACAACACAUUUUAAAUGAUGAAAACAAUGGUAGUAAAUAUUUACGCCAAAGUAAUUUGCUUAUCUAGUGCUUUUACUUUUAAGAAAUUAUAUACAAUAUGAUGAAAAAAAAAUGAGGAAUCACUUUUUUGAAGAAAAUGAACAAUGGUGGAGUAGAGAAAAAAUUUUAAACAAUGUUACCAAAUUCUAAAUGAAACUAUUAGCGCUUUCCUGUUACACAAGAAACAAUGAUAAAUGAUUGAGAGAUUUGAGAGUGAGAUGGAAGAAAACUGAUAAUGAAUUUGUAGAGUUCUUUCUCCUUUUUUGAUUUCUUUUCCUUCUGCAAAAAAUAGGGAAUUAUAUACCCAAAACACUCCUCACACACUUGUUAAGCAAUAAUGUAGUAAUGAGAGGUUAUGUGUGUGUUUUUCACAUUUUUCCUCCCUCAGCUCCUGCCCACAUUUAAGUUAAAGAGAAAUUAAUGGAAUAGGCUCUGUGUGAGAAUCCCUGUAGUGAUGAGAAAAAAAACGCGUACCAUUUUCUAAACUGCUUUAUUGUGGCAUUUUUACAACGCGAUAUUUUAUUUCUUCAAAAUGUGCCAAAUGCUUUAAUAUUUAAAAUUAUGUGUUAUUAUUUUUUUUGUUUAAAAUUUUAUCCCAAAUGUGAGCUGCUUCAAGAAAAUGCAAAGAAACAUUUUUAUAUGGCAUUAGAGGUAUUUUAGUGCCAUAAAUUAGCUUCAUUCUUGCGUUUGAGUGAGAGGUUAUUUAAGAAUGUGAGGUUAUGUUGAACAUAACCUAUAAAAAGUUCACUGAAAUUUAUAAUUUUUAUUUUUUUCGGACAAAUGGUAUUUGGUGUUUUACAAAAAAAAAGCCCUAAAAUGACAUUGAAAUUGAAAUAAUAAAAAAGAUAUCUCAACGGUGGGUUUUAAAUUAAAAAAAAAGUACAGUAGACUCUCUUUCAAUCGGGAAUAUGGGGCAAAAUGUCAUCCGGUUUAUCGAUAGAUUUCGAUAGAUCAUCAAAGCCUUUGUAAAUUCCAUAAAAAGCACUCAAUUAUAAAGAAUCACGAUAAAACAGGAAGAACUACAGCGAAUUUGAGCGAAUUAGCUUCAUAAUUAAACGUGAAAAUUGUCAACAAAAUUUGUCGCCCGAUUGAAAAAGAGUCGAUUGAGUGAGAGUCUACUGUAAUUUCCCAGUAAACACGAUUAGUUGCAAAAGGCAGCAUUUUCAGCAUAUUUUUACUAAGUCGAUCAGCAAAAAUAUGUUGACGCGUCAGCAGUUCUUGAACAAAAAGUGCUAACCAAAUUUAUGGAAGUGACACUCACGGGUGUCGUUUUGAGGUUAGCAGAAUUUGGCUGAAGAUACAUUUUCAUCUAAAUUGAUAACGGUUAGCAUUUGGUGCUUGCUGGGUUUCGUCGUUUUUUCUCAGAAUUCUCCUCGAACUUUGAAACAGGAUAACCGUUAAAUAUUAUAAAAUACACCAAUUUUGAGGUUAUGAGAAUAAAGUUUUGAGCAUGAUAACAUAACCAUGAAAAUGCGGUUUUGAUGUAGAUGUAGAGUUCAAAUUUUCUUUAAUCACGUGAUUUUACCAAAUGGUAGUAUUCGAAUUAAAAUUAACUACCAGACAAAAACUUUAAGAGUGCUCCUUGAAAGAUAAUUUUUUAGGUUAUACAAUUAAAAAAAGAACACAACAAAAUGUAAAAGAAAUAAAACCAUAUGAGCAACAAAGGCUCUACUUUGACAAAAUUCCCGCUCUUUUUAGACAAUAGUCUCCUUCCCAGGAACAGAACCUCUGAGGGUGGUAAAGACAACUGUCAAGCAAAGAAAGGGAGAACUUUCUCUUCUUGGCGGACCGUCGUGUACUGCAGACGUGUUUAGGGAUAGCUCCUCGCGGACAGUCUGGAGCCCACCCCAGUUUUUUUUUUGUUCAUAAGCCGGUCCCUUCCCCGUCUAAAUAAAUACAAUUAAUUCGCAUUGACUCCACAAGAAACUGUUUUUUGCAACUUAACCUAUUUUUUACUUAUAAAUUGUUCUUUACAGACUGUAUUUCAUGUUAAAAACUUCUAUUCUGUCUUGCUUAGAAACUGGAUUUCUGUUCUAUUUUGGUCAAGAAUUUGUCAAACAAUCCUUAUUCUUCUUUUUAGUAAAGAGUUUUUUUUUCUAGAAAUUGUGGUUAUGAUUUAACACUCGAAAACGAUGAUCGUCGUAAAGGAAAUUGUCAAGUUCAAUGUAAAAUGUAAUUUAUUUAAUUCAAAAUUAACAAAAUUCCCAGAACUAAAGACGUCCUGAAUUUUUGAGGUUAGGUUAUACUAACCAAAAAUUUUUCAAACUAACCUAUUAGUUAAAAAAGGGUUAAGAAUGAGAUUUAAUUUACUCAUUAUGCAUUUAAAUUAGAAUUCUUGUUUUGGAAAUAAACCUGGCAUUUGGAUGUGUUUUAAUGGUGAUAUUUCACUAUUUUUUCUCGCUUGAAAAUGCAUAAGCUGUCACCUUUUACAGGUUAUGUUGGAAAGUUUAAAAUUCAGCAUGAUUGCGAAGAAUCUGAAGAAAAUUAAAAAGGGAAUAUUUUGAUGAUUUUUCAAUUCCAAAAUUGCAAUACAUCAUUUCUAGAUUAGCGCCCUUUCUUAUUUUUUUGUAUAGAGUUUCUACGUCGAAAAGUAUGCGAUUUGUCAUGGUUAUCUAAUGGUAUUAAGGUUAUCUAUCUCGUAUCAAAUUUAUUUUAAUGUUAGGUUAGAGUUAUUAACCUCUAAAAAUAACCAAAAGUAAUUUUUACUAUCAUUUUACUUGUCUCAUAGGCAAAUUUCUUGAAAUAAUUGUCCAUAUUUAGAGAGUUACAGAGUCUUCCAAAUUUGAACCCUUGGAGGAUAUUUUUGACAUUUCUCACCUUCCAAAUUCGAACGAUAUUUUCAUAACUAACGGAAUUUGUGUGAAAUUAAAUUGUACUUUGAAUCAAAUGUCUGUACUUUCUCACAAAUGCUCGUACUCUGAAAAAAAUGUUUUGUCAAAUUAACAAGACAAGUUUGUAAAAAUGAUAUUCUUUCAUACAGAAUAUGGAAAAAUUUGUCAAAUCGGCGGCCAACUGGAUCUUGUUAAAAGUUUCUUAAAAGGGUGUUUUUCUAUAUAAAAUACAAGAAAAAGUUUUGUCAAAUUGGUAAAUAACAACCUUUUGAAUGAAAUUUCAACAAAAUCCAUUUGUUCGUUUAACAAGACAUUUUUUCAGAGUAAUGACGAACUUCCUUUCGAUUUUAUUUGCUCAUAAUUUAUAAUUAACAUUUUGAAUUCAACCGUUGUUCGAAUUUGAGAGACGCUAUUGUAUGAAGUUUGUUCAAUUCUUCGAAGUUUGGAAAGGUUUUCGCAGGUUUUGUCCAGUAUAACCUCAAAUUUUCUUACUAAAUUUAAGCGAAGUGAGAAAAUAAUCCCAAUGUUAUAAAAACAUCUCAAAUCGUCUUAUUUGUCUAUUCAUCAACUUUUAAUAACUAUAUACUGCUCAAAGGAUUUUAAUUUUAUAUUACGGUAGACUUUCACUAAUCCUGUUCUUGUAAGGUUAGUAAUUUUUAAACUCAGAUGGCAGUUUAAAUUCGAAAAAAGUUGGUUGAUAUUUUUCAAGUUCAAUUGUAAUUACCCAGCGAGCACACUUAGCUGAAAAAGUUACCGGUUUCAGCGUAUUUUUUGCUGAAUUGAUCAAGAAAAAUGUGCUGACCGAUCAGCAGUCGCCGAAUAAAAAGUGCUAACCAAAUAUGUGAUUCACGAAUUUUCGUCUAACACUGAGAAGAAAAAGAAGAUGCGAUUAACUUUUUUUUCUCAUAACUUUAACACUUUUUAGGUGUAAAAAUAUAUCGACAUUUUUUAAUGUUAAUUUUACACCUUUUUAAGGGUAAUAUUAACAUGAAAAAGGGUAACUUUAACCCCCAAUACACCUAAAAAGGGUAAUAUUUACACUGAUUUUGGAUCAAUACUUCAGGGUAAAAUUAACAUUUCCGUAAUGUUAUUUUAACUUUUUCGGAUUUCUCUCACUCAGUGAAAGUUAGCAGAACUCAUCUGAAAAUAUAAAUAUUUUCUGCUGUAUUGAAAUAGGAUAGCAUUUGGUUUUUGCUGGGUAUUGAGUGAAACAAAUAUGCUCAUAUUUGCCAUGAUUUUUCUUAGUUAUGUUGGGAUUUUUAUUAUUUAGAAUUUUUCAUGGAAUUUACAAUAAUUAUGAUUAUGUAAAUAUAACAAGAGUAUUUGGAUGAACAAGAAAUCGUUGCAUUUUACACAGUUUGACACUCGAAUUUCUCUGUAAUUCAGGUUACUUUUCGGUUUCUAAUGCCCAAAUUUGAGAGAAUGUGUAUUGUAAAAUUUGUUAUCAAAAGUUACUUUUUAUAAUUUUUAGGUUAUAUUCAACAUAACCUCACAUUCUAAAUUAAUCUAUCACUCAAAUAGAAUGAAGCAAAUCUGAAGAAAAUUUCUUAAAUAGAUAAGAAGUUUAAAUUUCAAAUAAAUAUGGUUUUGUUUAUGAUAACAAUGGUAUAUUUUGAGUGGGGUUUAAUGUUUUUUUGAUUUUCUUUUACAAUGAAGACCUACAACAAAAUUUAUAUUCGAACAAGAAAUGGAAGAGGUAUUUCCAGUCAAAAUUCUCUUCUAGGUAUUUUCUUUUGAAACAAAACCAUUGCAGUUUAAUGUCUUAUCAAUUUAGGAAAUUUUCACAACUUACCGCAAUUUUGUUUUCUUUUCUCAACACCGUAUAAACGAACAGAAAAUGCUUAGUCAUUUCACUACCUCUUUCCUUCCUUUUUCGUUCUUGUUGAAGUAUUUUUAUUUUGAUUCAUUUUUUUUACGUUGUGUUAUUUAAAUGGUAUUUUCUUUGACCUCAUUGCUCUCCCCCCCUCAAACUGUCUUCCAAAUCUUCAACAAUUUUAGAAAUAUGCUAGGAAUGGUUAAGAAAAUGAAUGUUGUUGCUAUUUCCAAUUUUAUUUUUUAUCUCUUCAAAGAAUAAAAAUGAAUAUAAUAAUUUAAUAGGGAAUAUAAAAUGAGGAAUUUUAAACUGAAAUUGUAAAUGACUUUUUUUCUGGAUAAGCUUCAAUGAAUUAUCAAUUUAAAUUUCCAUUUAUUAUAUCGUGUCACUUUGAAUUGUAUAGAGAAAGAAUAAACGAAAGCAAUAUUAUGAAAAAAAAUUGUAAUAUUUUAUUCAGCAGAAUAAUAUUGGUAGAAUAUUAUUUUUGAAAAUGUUCAAUUCACCUCCCCCGCCACAGAAGUUAUAAAAGAUUUAACAAAUUACGAGAUAAAAAAAUGGAACAUUUUGAAUUAAAGAAAAAAAAUAGAUUGAGAUGAAAAGAAAAAACCACUAUCAUUAGCCGUUAAUAUACUUAUUAUUAAUAUUGAUUCUAAGAACCUUAAAUAAAUUCAUACUAUGUAUAUUAUGAAAAUAUAUUACUAUGAGUAUAAGAAAUGAUGAAAAGAUGAUGAAAACUCUUAUAAAGUCGCUACCACUAUUAAAUUUUAUCAAUUUUAGAGUUUAAUAAAUGCCUUUUUCCUGUAAGUGAAUCAAUAUUAAAUGAGGAAAAUUUUGUGUGAGAAUUUUAGCGGUGGUCCAGGGUGAGCCCUUAUGAAAAUGUUUUAUUUAAAUAGUGAUGAAGAAUGAUUAUGAGAAAUGUAACUAAUUUCGAGAGAGGAACCACUUGAAGCAAAUAUUAAAUUAACUGAAGACAUCUAA
This is a messenger RNA of Phlebotomus papatasi, 12730 nucleotides long. RefSeq lists its product as uncharacterized. The transcript is spliced from 7 exons. The record is from RefSeq and is a predicted model, not a curated record. Lineage: Eukaryota; Metazoa; Arthropoda; Insecta; Diptera; Psychodidae. Gene Ontology annotation, molecular function: cis-regulatory region sequence-specific DNA binding; DNA-binding transcription factor activity. Gene Ontology annotation, cellular component: nucleus. Gene Ontology annotation, biological process: regulation of DNA-templated transcription. Bases 1008 to 3407 code for a protein of 799 amino acids.